AUGUUCCAAGAACCUAUUCCAUCUGUGCAGGAAUCCCUCGAAGACUUACUGAAACGAGUGUCUGACAGCUACAACCCGAAAAAGAAGAAAAGUUCAGGAGUUAAAAUCCAUGGAACUGCUAGGGCAAACAAGAAAAGAAAAGCUACCUCUUCCAUCUCUGUAGAGACUCCUCCUACAAGAGGAAGAGCUACAAGAAAUCAGAAGAAGCAGAGUGAGGCUGAACUUGAAAGAGCCUCAAAAGAGAGCAAACAAAAAGCUGCUGCAAAGGGAAAGAAAAAAGUGAGUGAGCCUAUUGAGGCAAUUGAAAUUGAGGAAAUGGACCUGGUUCUUCAUGAUAAAGACAAGGAAGAGGAGACUGUUGAUGCAGAGCCUUCUACCUUGGCAAAAAGAACCGGGUCUUCCAGGAAAUCUAGGAAAGUGCAAGUAGUGGAGGAAGAAGAUAGUGAAGAAGAAGAGGAAAUUGAUGAAGAACAGGACAAGAUGGUGAAGUUUGGCAAGAGAACAAUCUUGAAAGAUAGACUCCUCAGGGACUUGGAGGAGGAAGGAAUGGUGAUGUUGCUGGAGAAGCUAGAAAUUCAGGGUUGGAAGGACAUGGUCCUUCGGAUGGAAGGAAAACUUGCCAGAACUGAGAUUGUGGAGUUCAUGGCAAAUUGUGAAAUCAAGAAUGGCAGGGUCACUAGUGUGGUGAAAGGGGUGACUGUGAGCUUUGACGAUAAGGAAUUGUGA
Nicotiana attenuata is the source of this 726-nucleotide messenger RNA. Its product is annotated as nucleolin-like. The record is from RefSeq and is a predicted model, not a curated record. Lineage: Eukaryota; Viridiplantae; Streptophyta; Magnoliopsida; Solanales; Solanaceae. The transcript has 2 exons. The coding region runs from base 1 to 726 and encodes 241 amino acids.